This is a messenger RNA of Saccostrea cuccullata (small rock oyster), 1929 nucleotides long. RefSeq lists its product as uncharacterized. The record is from RefSeq and is a predicted model, not a curated record. The transcript has 2 exons. The coding region runs from base 136 to 1929 and encodes 597 amino acids. Lineage: Eukaryota; Metazoa; Mollusca; Bivalvia; Ostreida; Ostreidae.
GAAAAGUAUUUUUGAGAGUUUUGGAAAGCUGUACCAGACGAGGACAGAGAUUGGUUAAGUGAGUCUCUGAAUGAUCGGGAAUAUGCAGUAGGUCUGAAGACACUUAAUGAUAAUACCAAGGAAAUACUAGAGUCAAUGAAAAAGUCCAUAGUGGAACUAUUCACAGAUGAGAACACUACAAAGGUUGAAUUGCCUUCUUCGUGGGCUCUAAUGGAGCAGUUAUUGUAUGAAGGAGGCUGGAAGGUUUUGUCCCUGAGUGAAAUCUGGAAGCUCAACUCAUCUCUUCCUUAUGAAUACCAAAUCAAAAGUGAUGAAGAAAUGUCAAAAUUUUUAAAAUGUUUCCAUGACAGUGGCCUUCUUCUGAAUUUUGAAGAAGUGGAAUUGAAGGAACAUGUUAUACUAGACAUUCAGUGGUUUGCUAAUGCUUUCAGUAAAAUAAUUGCUGAUGAAAACCACAUCACUAAAGACUGUAAAAGAAAAUUAAUCAAAGAAUGGAAAUCAUUCAACAAAACAGGGGAACUAAAAGAUAAUGUGAUAGAUGCUUUGUGGAAAGAAGAACCCUCUUACGUGAAACAUAAAAAUGAUAUUAUGCCAUACAUGGAGAAACUUCAAAUGCUGGUACCUUUGAAUGCAUAUGAGGCUGUAUCAGAAGGCGGGAUGUCAUGGUAUGUCCCGUGUAUGAACAAAAAGCAGUUUAAAGCUGACUUCAGUGAAGAUAAAUGGGAAUGCUCAUCCAUUUUAUGCUAUCGAUUCUCUUCCUUUGCCAUGUUUGUGUUCUACAGACUAGUAGCAUACUGCAUAAGUUCUUUAAGAUGGAGUGUUGCGAAAGAUGAAGACAAUGAAGGAAGUCUAUGUCUUUAUCAAACGGCGGCAGUGUUUGAUUAUCAUACACACACUGUUGUUGUUGGCAUAUGCAAUGAUGAUAUCCAGUUGCAAGUGCUUAGAAUCAAAGACUUGCCUAUAGACAAAGGAGUAUCAAAUGAAAUUGGAGAUUCUAUUGAAAAAGCAGUAGAAAAAUUGACAGAAACAUUUAUUGACACAAAAAUAUUCCACAGAGGAUACAAAUGUCAAAAUAUCAUUUGUGACGAGAGAGAUGUAUCUUUCACCCUUGCAAGUGAGCUGUCCAAAAUCAAAGCUGAAAAAACACAGUGCAAGUGUCAACUUAAGGAGAAACAUAUGAUAAAUGUACAGAUGACAGUGAGUUUUUGGGAAAAGACAAAAAUGAGUGUUUCUACAACUCCAGUGGCCUCUGGUGGACAUGACCUUGAGGGACGAUCGAGAUUCGCAAAACUUGGAAUGGCAACAAACGAUGUGUUAAAUCAGGCAUACAGAGAUAUACUAGAGAUGGAAGUGCCUCCAUCCGAUAUUGAAAAGAAAGCUAAAGCAUCAGCGGUUUACAAAAGAUUGCGCCCAGAGCAAGAACAACUCUUGCUAGAUGCUAAGCAUUCAGGAUAUAAAAGCUUUGACAUUUCUUUAACAUACACAUUAAUCCGAAACAUUUGUUCAAAGAUCCCUAAGCCAACAAAAGGAAAGUGGGGAGAUGAGCCUGCAUCAGGAGAAGUGACAGUGGGUGAUGAUAUCGAGAGAAUUAGGUCAAUCCGAAACAGCUUGACUGCACAUGUGAGUUCAGCCUCCACCUCUCAGACAGAAUUCGAUGACACCUGGACAACAAUGUCUGAUAUCUGCCAAAGAUUGGAAACUUUCACUGGGAAGAAGUACUCAGAUAACCUGAAUAGCAUUCAUAAGCUGACUUUAAAAGAAGGAGGUGAAGAUGCAGUUAAAGCUAUUAUAGAAAAGUUUGUCAAGGAUCAACAUGAACAACAUAAACUGUUGGUCAAGGAUCAAUACGAACAACGUGAACUGUUGAAGACCAUCGUGUCAGAUGUUCAAGAAUUAAAAUAUCAAAUGAGGACAUUAAAACGAAUUUGA